AUGGAGGUUCCCCAGGAGUUGGAGCCAGGCUCUGGAGCCAUCCCGGAGCUCCACGGGUCACGCUGUCUCCUGCUGUUGGGGUUCCGUGGGGAGCUGCGGAGACUCUUGGCCCUGGCGGGUCCUGCGUUCCUGGCCCAGUUGAUGGUGUUUCUGAUUAAUUUCAUAAGCUCUGUGUUUUGCGGCCAUCUGGGGAAGCUGGAAUUGGAUGCUGUCACACUUGCUAUUGCGGUUAUCAACGUGACUGGCAUUUCAGUGGGAUUUGGAUUAUCUUCUGCUUGUGACACCCUCAUCUCCCAGACUUACGGGAGCCGUAACCUGAAGUACGUGGGUGUCAUCCUACAGAGAGGCAUGCUCAUCCUGCUGCUCUCCUGCUUCCCCUGCUGGGCACUUUUCCUCAACACUGAGCUGAUGCUCCUGCUCUUUCGUCAGGAUCCUGUUGUGUCCAGGCUUACCCAAACCUAUGUCAUGAUCUUCAUGUCAGCUCUUCCUGCAACCUUUCUUUAUACAUUACAAGUUAAAUAUUUGCUCAAUCAGGGAAUCAUACUGCCUCAAAUCAUAACUGGAGUCACAGCCAACCUUGUCAAUGUCCUCACCAACUAUCUGUUUCUCCAUCAGCUGGGCCUUGGAGUGAUGGGUUCUGCACUGGCAAAUGCUAUUUCCCAAUUUACCCUGGCUCGCCUCCUCUUUUCCUGCAUCCUUUGGAGAAAAUUACAUCAAGCUACAUGGGGAGGGUGGUCCUUUGAAUGCCUACAGGACUGGGCUUCCUUCUUCCACCUGGCCAUCCCCAGCAUGCUUAUGCUGUGCAUCGAAUGGUGGGCCUAUCAGAUCGGGAGCUUCCUCAGCGGUAUCCUCGGCAUGGUAGAGCUGGGAGCACAGUCUAUUGUGUAUGAACUGUCUGUCAUCGUGUAUAUGAUACCUACAGGUUUCAGCGUGGCUGCCAGUGUCCGGGUUGGAAAUGCUCUGGGGGCUGGAGACAUUAAGCAGGCAAAGAAAUCUGCUGUGGCCAUGCUGAUCACAGAACUCUUUGCUAUUAUCUUUUGCAUCCUGUUGUCAAGCAGUAAGGAUCUUGUAGGAUAUAUUUUCACUACUGACAGAGAAAUCAUUGCUCUGGCGGUUCAAGUUGUUCCAAUUUAUGCUGUUUCCCACCUCUUUGAAGGUCUUGCAUGCACUUGUGGUGGAAUUCUGCGAGGAAGUGGAAAUCAGAGAGUUGGAGCCAUUGUUAAUGCCAUUGGAUAUUAUGUGAUCGGCCUUCCUAUUGGUAUUUCACUAAUAUUUGCAGCCAAACUUGGAGUAUUAGGUCUGUGGUCAGGGAUCAUCAUCUGUGUGGUCUUCCAAGCUGCAUGUUUUGUAGGCUUUAUCACUCAGCUAAACUGGAAGAAAGCCUGUCAAAAGGCUCAAGUACAUGCCAAUUUGAAACAAAAAAUGGCGCUGGACAGGAGUUCUGCUGCCUUUCAGGACCUGCUUUAUCCAGGUGCAGUUGAACAGACUGACAUAGGUGGAGCUGGAGGUGGCACUUGUGUGAUACAGCAGAUUUGCUGCUGUGAAUCCCCACUUACUAGGGCAAUAAUGUUUAGAAAUAAAUGA
This is a messenger RNA of Elephantulus edwardii (Cape elephant shrew), 1584 nucleotides long. RefSeq names its product multidrug and toxin extrusion protein 1-like. NCBI's taxonomy places the organism in Eukaryota, Metazoa, Chordata, Mammalia, Macroscelidea, Macroscelididae. The coding region runs from base 1 to 1584 and encodes 527 amino acids. Gene Ontology annotation, biological process: xenobiotic detoxification by transmembrane export across the plasma membrane. The transcript has 16 exons. Gene Ontology annotation, molecular function: xenobiotic transmembrane transporter activity; antiporter activity. The record is from RefSeq and is a predicted model, not a curated record. Gene Ontology annotation, cellular component: membrane.